This is a messenger RNA of Phasianus colchicus (ring-necked pheasant), 6279 nucleotides long. Lineage: Eukaryota; Metazoa; Chordata; Aves; Galliformes; Phasianidae. The record is from RefSeq and is a predicted model, not a curated record.
GCUGGGGGGUCCCGCUGCGAGGGGUCCCGGCCCGCGCCCCUCCGUCCCGCCGGGGGGGUGUCCGGCCGGGAUGAAUGGCCCGCGGCGUGCAGGGCGGUGCGGAAUGGCGACGUGUGCAGGCGGCCGGGGAGGGGCCCGCACCGCCGGAUGAUGGACGCGGCUACGCCGCCUCUUCCUCCCCCGACCGACCCCUCCUGCGCUCCCCGGACACCCCCGGGGCUCCGUGCCGCGGCCCCGGCUGUCCCGGCUGCAUUCCUGUGCCCGCAGCCCGAUGGGAUCCCGUAAGCUGAUUACCCGCGGUUACAGAAGGUCACGGCUAUGAGAUGAUCGUGCCUUUUCCGUUCAUCGCGCUAGAAAAAAAGACCUCGGGAUGUCCUCCUCCUGUUGCAGCGGGGUGCGGGGAGAAACUUCAGAAGCCGCUGGCGAUUUCGUGCUUGGGAAGAAGAUGCAAUCUCAGCUCGGAGCCUGGUGUCCCGGGCCGGUCGGCUGCUGGGGGAAAGCAGAGGGAGAGCACCGCUCUGCGGGCUGCACGGAGCCCGGCUCGCUGCCCUGCGACCCCACGCACCUCUGCAUCUCCUGACUCCGGCGGGAGGUGCUGCUGCGAUGCCACGGCCAAGCACAGCCCUUGGGUCGCAGCGCUGGAGCUGCAGGGAGCAUCUUUCCCUGUCUGCUGCACUCUCCCAGGGCAGGGCAGCCAACGCGUUCUCCUUUGGCUGCGUGGGGAAAUGAGAUCUCUGUGGCUCCUGUGUGACCUACUGAGCUCUGUGUGUGGGAUGUCGGAGCUGGGCACUGCUCUGUGCUUACAUCCAGCAGGGCCGAGUGUUCCCAGCUCUGCUUCCAUGGACUCAUGCUCGGGGCAAGCAGGAGUGGCUGUGUGAGGAGGGUUUCCUGGGCUGUUGUCUGAGAUUUGGGGAAGUUUGGCUAAGAAGCAAAAGGCACACUGAAGAGUUAAAAUGUGGAUUCAUAUGGGUUUACGGAAUGUGAGCUCUGUUUUUUGGACGUGGAAGGCUGAUUGUGUCUGUGCACCACGGUGUGGGCAGUGGGCUGUAAAGGGCCCUUGCAGGAGAAAACGGUGUGCCUCUCUCAUCUGCACUGUGUGUAAGGACAGGUAUAGGGGACUGCUGUGGGCACAGCCGGUGGGAUGGCCCAAGUGCAGAAUGGGGCUGCCAGGACCUGCGUCAUGUUGGGUGUGAGGUUUUGGCCAGGCUCUGGAAAGGUGUUCUGGUGCCAGACUGGGGUUUGCACUGUUUCUUCUUUUUCCCUCCUUGGCUUCACGCAGCUGCUUUUGGACGUGGUGACAGCAGCUGGUGGGGUUGGGUGGUGGUUGCCAGGAGUUGGCAGUGAGCCUUCCCUAAGCUGGAGCACCAAAUUUACUCUAAAUGUGUAUAUGUUAUAGUGUGGGGUUCAGGAGGAUUUAUUCUUACCAACAUAGGUCACUUUGUUCCAUCUUCUGACAGCUGAUGGAUGCUUUGGUGUAACUCUAUAACCAGCAUUAGAUCAUGGAUAUGUGUUCUUCAGCCUUACUUUCUAUUUUCUGUGGGGAAGUCCUCCCUUUUCCCCAGCAGGUUGGAACAUGUUGCUCAGAGAAGCUGUGGUACCCCAUUCCUGGUGACGUUCAAGGUCAGGUUGGAUGGGACCCUGGGUAACCUGAGCUGGUGGGAAGCAGUCUUUCCUGUGGCAGAGGAUUGGAACUGGAUGAUUUUCAAGGUCUCCUACUACCUGUGCUAUUCUAUGAGGCCGCCCAUCUUGGUGGUGAAGAUCCCAAGGCACUCUCCCUGCAGCAGAGACAGUAGCACACUGGGGCAUGGUCUGUUAUCCGCUCAGGCAGUGCUUGUUCUGUGCAGGGUGGCUGGGUGCAGCUGGCAUGCAAAGCCUCCCAUUCACUUCAGACAGGGCUGUGAGUUCCCUGCUCCAGCUGUCGGAAAGGAAGAGCCUCCCAGGUCUCUGCCUUCAGGCGCUGAGGUUUUGCAGAGAUGCUGAUCUCCUUAGUUUUAUUAGUCUUUUUGCCUCCUCCCCCCCAGCACCUCCUUCCCUCCCUCCUCCUCAACCCACAACCCCUUAUACAGAGGAAAUUCGAUAAUGUUUACAGUUAAGUGUGGGGAUGGGAACUCCUGAUAGCUGGGGGCUUUCUGCAUUUUUCUGAUUAUAUUUUGAGACAGGAUGACCAGAAACCACAUCUUGGCACAUCCUGGAAAGCACUCCUUUGCAGAUGAAUGGCCCAGUUCAGCAUCCCAGUCAGGGUUAAUGAGCCAGCUCAGGGCCAUGUGGAGGUUGGUUGUGCCCUGAUAGGAGGAACCUGAGUGGGACAAGGAGUUUGGGACAAGGUUUGAUUAGGAAUUGAGCAGAGUGGAGAUGGCAGCACCUUGUAGUGGCUGUUCUCUGCUUGCCCAGUCUCAGCAUCCAAUGCUGCUCGUUGUGUCUGAGUGGACAAACUGAGCCCCUCUUGCCUGCCAGCUCUAGCAGAGGUGGAAGGAGAAGUGCCACAUCCAGUGCUCCUUCCACAAGUCCCACUCACUUCUUCCUGCUGGCGUCUGUUGGGGAGAUGAGAUAAUUUAUGACUGUGACUCUUUUUUUUUUUUUUUUUAGCAUGAACUUCUGACUUUUAUUGCUAUUUGCAUUUCAAGGAAAUGGUUGGGACUUGGUUCUCUACAUGGUGUACGUGCACACAGCCUCGGUGCUAAGAGCAGCGAUCUGGCAGAAUGUGAUCACGGCACGUCCAUGCUGCAAGAGCUGUUGCAGAAUGGUUGUUUCUGCAUUUGGAAGCAAAUAAGGAAAGCUGCCCUGCACAUGCUUUCAUCCUGUUUGUUAGAAGUGCCACAGGUAUCGCCCUACAGUCAUGCUAAAGCCAUCCCAGCGGGCGUGCAACAAGCGGUUGCUAGUGUCUGUGAUUGCAUCCCUCUUCUUUCCAACUUUUUUGUUCUACUGGAGAUUGCUACCAGUGAAAUUAGUUGUAGCAGUAUAACUGGAUCACUGUGAAUAGGCAACAUAGUGGAAGAGCACAAGUGUAAUGAUGUGCAGCUUGGUAGCCCUCCCCAGAUGUGUGUGAAUCAUGAGCGUUUGUCUUCUCGGUGCACGGUGGUAUUUGGAAACACAAAUGAUUCUUUUAAUUCCCUUGCAGAAGUGAUUGCGUUUUUUUGGUUUUCCCCUCACUGUUGCUCUGAUGUCUUGCAGGCACAGAAGAAUAAGGCAGGAUGGAUGUGUACGACCCUCAGACGCUGGGUGUUGUGGUCUUUGGAGGCUUUAUGGUGAUAUCAGCCAUUGGGAUCUUCUUGGUGUCCACCUUCUCAAUGAAGGAGACUUCUUAUGAAGAAGCCUUGGCAAAGCAACGUAAGGAGCUUGAGAAGACCAACCAGCACAAAACAGAGAAAAAGAAGAAGGAGAAACCUGUUGAGAAAAAAGGAAAAGCAAAGAAAAAGGAAGAAAAACCUAAUGGAAAGAUACCGGAGCAGCAAGUUACUCAGGAAGCGACUGACUCUUCCAAGGAUGUGGUUCUUGAGCCUGCUGUGGUGCCAGAGCCUGUGACAGUUGAGUCUCCAAUCCCAGCGGUGUCAGUGCCCCCCCAGGAAAAGGAGAAACCUGCUCCGUCUCCUAAGGAAAAGAGGAAGAAAGAGAAGAAGGUGGCAAAGGUAGAACCUGCUCCUAGCCCAGCACUGGCGUCUCCUCCUGCCAGUGUUCCCAAAGGCUCUCCUGUCUUGGAGGUGACCCCUAAGGAGGUGCCUGUUGUGGCUGUGCCACCAGUCGGCACACAGCAAAGUGCUCCGGUUGUCAGCUCCAUCCCCAUUAAAAAGCCUGAGGCUCUUCCAACUCAUGAGGAGCAGAAGCAUGAUGGGCCUGUCAAGAAGAAGGCAGGAUCCAAGAAGAAGGCUGAACCAGCACCUGCUGACUCGGAUGGGCCCCUCUACCUGCCUUACAAGACGCUGGUGUCCACCAUCAGCAGCAUGGCAUUCAGUGAGGGGGAGGCUCAGCAGCUCAUCGAAAUCCUGACAGAGAGAGCAGGCAUCGUGCAGGACACCUGGCACACGGCUACACAGAAGGGUGACCCAGUUGCUGUUCUGAAGCGCCAGCUGGAAGAGAAGGAGAAGCAGCUCACUGCUGAGCAGGAGGAUGCAGCUGCUGCCAGAAACAAACUGCGGGAGUUGAACAAGGAACUGGCAGCUGAGAGGACCAAGGCGGCAGCCAGUGAAAGCAAGCUGAAGGAACAACUGGUCACCCGCGAGCGGGAGAUCACUGCUGUUCAGGCACGGAUGCAGGCAAGCUACCAGGACCACGUUAAUGAAACACAGCAGCUCCAGGGAAAGAUUCGGGCCCUGCAGGAGCAGCUGGAGAAUGGCCCCAACACACAGCUCGCUCGCCUGCAGCAGGAGAACUCCAUCCUGAGGGAUGCACUCAACCAGGCCACCAGCCAGACAGAGAGCAAGCAAAAUGCUGAGCUGGCCAAGUUACGGCAAGAAUGCAACAAGCUGAUGAAAGAACUGUCUGAAAAAUCGGAGGUGCUACAACAAGAGGAGCAGCAGAAAAAGAGCUGGGAGAUCAAAGCAGCAGCGUCAGAGAAGCAGAUUGAGCAGCUACAGGCUACACACAGAGAAGUGGAGGUGACACUGCAGAAGAGAUUGGAUGAAGUAAGCGAUGAGCUUCGCAAAACCCAGAGCAGCUACAGGAGCCUAGUAGCAGAUGCAGAAAAGGCCAAAGGGCAGCAGCAGAGCAUUGCUGAACUGCAGGCCAAGCUGCUGAGCUCUGAAACAGAGGUCAAAAGCAAAUUGCUGGAGCUGGACAGCUUGAAGGGGAAACUGCAGGAUGCCAGUUCAGAGAACACGAGGCUUCUGGAGAGAAUCAAAUCCAUCGAAGCUCUGCUGGAAGCAGGCCAGAUGAGGGAGGCAGAAAAAGACAGAGACCUGCAGGCAGCCAAUGAAGCAGAAAUGAAGCAGCUGCAGCUAAGGCUCCAGGAGAAAACGGAUCAGCUCUUGUGCUUGGAAAGGGAAGCAGAAGAGCUGCGAGAGGCGAUGGAGCAACAGAAGACAAAAAACAAUGACCUUCGUGAGAAGAACUGGAAAGCAGUGGAAGCGUUGACCACGAUGGAGAAGGCUUGCGAGGAAAAGCUACUUGCUGCUACAAAAGCAAAGGAGGAGUUGGCCCAACAGCUUGAUGCGCUCCAGACACGAACCAAAGAGACUCUGCUCUCUGCGCUCCCAGAAGUCACUGUGUCACAGCAGGAUUAUGAGGCAUGGCUACAGGAGUUUAAGGAGAAGGCUGUGGAUGUGCUAAAGCAACACGCAACUACAACACAGCCUGUGGAUUUAGCACUUAAACUGAAAGAGGCAGAGGAAGCGCAGAGCACUUUACAAGCAGAAUGCGAGCAGUACAGAGCUAUCCUUGCAGAGACAGAAGGAAUGCUGCGAAACCUGCAGAAGAGUGUGGAGGAGGAAGAGCAGGUGUGGAAAGCAAAGCUCACUGUCUCUGAAGAGGAACUCCAAAAGUCACAACUCCAGUUGAAAUCCCUUGAAGACAUGAUAGAGAAGUUGAAAACAGAGCUGCAGAGCACUGACCAGCUAAAGGAAUACAUCUCUCUCCUGGAAGCGCAACUGGAAAAUCACUUGCAGACAGCCAGCUCCGAACGCCAAAACUACACAAAAGAAGUUGAAGGUCUGAGACAGCUCUUAUUGGAGUCCCAAGAGCAGCUGGAGGCAGCAAAGACAGAAACACAGAAGCAGAGCAAGGAGCUGGCCCUGGUCAGGCAGCAACUGAGUGAGAUGAAGAGCCACGUGCAGGAUGGAGAGGUAGCGGGGUCACAAGCUGAUCUGGGCAAUCCCACGCCCUUUGAGGCACAGAGCUCAGCGUGCAGCUUACAAGCAGAGCUGGAGAAGUUGAGACUGGCUGAAAACGCAGCAACUUCGGACACGGAGGAGGCCCAGCAUCUGAAGGAAAGACUUGAAAAAGAAAAAAAGCUAACAAGGGACUUGGGCCAGGCAGCAACCAAACUACAGGAGCUACUGAAGGUUACCCAGGAUCAACUGGCCAAAGAGAGAGAAACGGUGAAGAAGUUGAAAGAACAACUUCAUGAAAAGGGAGAAGAGGACAGUUCAAAGGAAGGGACUUCAGUUUGAUGAGUCUGUGACCUAGAAUGAACCGUUCAACUUACCAAAAUGCCUUACACAUUCCUAAAACAAAAAUAUAUGCUGAAUUUAUUGUAGAUAAGAUACAAUACAAGCCAUUAGUGACCCAAAACCUAGUUUUGAAACUUAAGGGAAAAAGAAAAAAAAAAAAAAAAAGAAAAAAAAAAAG